AUGACAAUCCCAGAAGCCACAGAAGUGGAAAUCAAUACAGAAUGGUCCAAAAUCUCAACCCAACUUAUACAAGAUCCUGAGAAUCUAAAGUUGUGGCAACAACUAAUUGAUGCUGCCGAAUUUAACAACAAACGAGGCAUUACCAAAUCCACACCAGUGCCACAAGUAGAAUUGCUUCGUGUUUCAUACCAAGAGCUCCUUAAGAAGUUUCCUCUUUUGUUUAAUUAUUGGAUCAAAUUGGCCACUUGGGAAUUCAAAUUGAAUGCAGACCGUGACAAGGCUGUGGAGGUAUAUCAACAAGGGUUACAACAUUUGCCUUAUUGCAUAGAACUAUGGAUUUCAUAUUUACAGUUCAGAAUCGAUACACUUAAGGAUGAAGAGGAUUUGAAUGAGGUGCUAAAAUUAUUUGAACAUGCAAGAGGUUUAAUUGGGUACCAUUUUCACGGUUUUGAGUUUUAUAAAUUGUACUUGACAUUCUUGGAAAGCUAUCAAGAUGCAGACAACCAAUUCCUCAAGAAAUUUUAUAUUUUACUCAGGGUUAUUCUAGAGAUUCCGAUAUAUCACUAUGAGUAUUUCUACAAGAAAUGGUUCAACAUCAUAGCUCAAAUAGGUCAAGAUCAAGAAUUUGCCAAGAAGGUCGUCCCAUUUAUUGUUCAGGUAAAGGAAUUGAAAGGUUCUGAUUACAAAACUCUAUCAGUUAAUCUCAAAAAGCUAUUCAUUGAUGCGUAUAUCACUACUCAGUUCAAGGUCUAUGAGUUAUUCCACUACGAGAAGAAGUUAUCCAGACAGUACUACGAUGUCAAGUUAAUAUCUCGACAACAACUAGAUCUCUGGUUUCAAUAUUUAGAAUUCUUAGAAAUUAAGAAAUCAAGCUACCCGACUAAGUUGCUUGAAUUGACUUAUCAAAGAUUUAUCUAUGCUACGGCGAGAUAUACCGAUUGUUGGAUCAAAUAUGCCGAUUUCUAUAUCUUCCAUGAGAAAUAUAACCUGGCAAAAUCUGCGUUGACUAGAGGAUUAAUUUACAAUGGUGACUACAGGAUUCUUCUCAAACUUGUUGAUUUGGAAGUGUUUUUAAAGCAAUAUUUCCGAGCCCGAGAGUUGAUUGUUAAUUAUAUUCUGAAUAACGUUUCAGUUCCAAUUCCUGUAUUUGAAAAACUAUUAAGUAUUGAAAGAGUAUUUAGUGAGAAUGAUGAUGAGUAUAUUCUCCAAUUAUUCAAGCAAAUCAUUCAAGAGACCCAAAAUGAUUACUUCUUCAACGUAUUGUUGAACUAUUCCAUCGAUCCAUCAAAAGCCCAAGAGGUAAUAAUGACUGCUUUAACAUCUUCACUAAUGAACUUCAAUGAUAAUAAUGCCAAUGGUAUUUCAAUAAAGAUUAUGCCCGGUAUGACAUAUUCCCAUGGUAGGCUGCAAAAUUCCCAAUUAAUUAAUACAGGAACUUGGAUCAAGUAA
Molecule: messenger RNA, 1449 nt
Organism: Spathaspora passalidarum NRRL Y-27907
Lineage: Eukaryota; Fungi; Ascomycota; Pichiomycetes; Serinales; Debaryomycetaceae
Gene: PRP42
Product: mRNA splicing protein
Exons: 2
Coding region: 1-1449 (482 amino acids)
Biological process (GO): mRNA 5'-splice site recognition; RNA processing
Cellular component (GO): commitment complex; U2-type prespliceosome; U1 snRNP
Molecular function (GO): protein binding
Source: RefSeq, a predicted model, not a curated record